AUGGCCAAUGGCUAUGCAGAGGGUGAGGCACCCAUCUUGCAGGUCCGGCAGGAUGCUGGUAAGAGGGCGGGACGAUGGGGUGGAGCUUCCAGAACAAAGGAGAAUGAGGAGCCCUGGGGGCCCAGGCUGGCCAUCAAAAAGGCUCUGCAGCGUGAGCAGGCCACAGACAGCUCUGCACCCAGCAGCCAGCCUGCACCUGCUUCCUUCUGCUUGCCCAGGCUGGGCAAGAACACAGCACUGCCAAGAGAGACCUGGUGCUCCAGCGUGAUUGCGCCCACACUGUUCUGUGGCUUUCUCUUGGUGUGGGUUGCUGCCGAGCUUCCAGAAGUGAGCAGGAGGAUGGCUGUGAGUGGAUCCAGGAGCCAGGUGCACGCCUUCACCCCAGAACCUUUCGAUGGAGCCAACAUAGCCCCAAGCCUCUGGAUGCACCGCUUUGAAGUCAUUGACAACCUCAACCACUGGGACCAUGCCACCAAGAUGAGGUUCCUGAAAGAGUCGCUCAGGGGAGAUGCCCUGGAGGUGUACCAGGGACUCAGUGUCCAGGCCCAGGACGACUUUAAGACUGUGAAGGAGACCCUCCUGAAGGCCUUCAGGGACCCUAGGGCCUCCCACAGCUUCCAGCCCAAGGAGAUUCUGUUUGCCAACAGCAUGGGUAAGGGUUACUACCUCAAGGGGAAGAUUGGCAAAGUGCCUGUGAGAUUCCUGGUGGACUCUGGGGCCCAGGUGUCCGUGGUCCAUCCGAGUUUGUGGGAGGAGGUCACAGACGGUGAUCUGGAUACCCUGCGGCCCUUUGAGAACGUGGUCAAAGUGGCCAAUGGGGCAGAGAUGAAGAUCCUGGGCGUGUGGGACACAGUGGUGUCCCUAGGCAAACUGAAGCUUAAGGCAGAGUUCCUGGUGGCCAAUGCAAGUGCUGAAGAGGCCAUCAUCGGCACCGAUGUGCUACAGGACCAUAAUGCAGUGCUGGACUUUGAGCAUCGCACCUGCACCCUGAAGGGGAAGAAGUUCCGCCUGCUGCCGGUUGGCGGCUCCCUGGAGGAUGAAUUUGAUCUGGAGCUCAUUGAGGAAGAAUCCUCUGGGGAGCAGCUCUCCUUCUAA
Messenger RNA from Jaculus jaculus (lesser Egyptian jerboa), 1095 nucleotides. It is a transcript of the gene Asprv1, whose product is annotated as aspartic peptidase retroviral like 1. Gene Ontology annotation, cellular component: membrane. Lineage: Eukaryota; Metazoa; Chordata; Mammalia; Rodentia; Dipodidae. The record is from RefSeq and is a predicted model, not a curated record. Gene Ontology annotation, biological process: proteolysis. Gene Ontology annotation, molecular function: aspartic-type endopeptidase activity.